Grosmannia clavigera kw1407 is the source of this 2844-nucleotide messenger RNA. RefSeq names its product phospholipase c. Gene Ontology annotation, biological process: phosphatidylinositol-mediated signaling; lipid metabolic process. Gene Ontology annotation, molecular function: phosphatidylinositol-4,5-bisphosphate phospholipase C activity. The transcript is spliced from 4 exons. The record is from RefSeq and is a predicted model, not a curated record. The coding region runs from base 1 to 2844 and encodes 947 amino acids. NCBI's taxonomy places the organism in Eukaryota, Fungi, Ascomycota, Sordariomycetes, Ophiostomatales, Ophiostomataceae.
AUGGAGCACGGCAGACCCGAGGCGGCCCUAUUUUUCAUCACGCUCUCAUUUGGCUCUGGUUGGGAACUGCUUGGGUUCGGUUACUGCCAACCAGAAAAGCGCGGCUAUCCCAUCAUCAGGCUGGCUCCCCUCUACAACACGAUCUGCUCGACGGCCUCGAUGGGUUUAUUUAACCGAAGAUCUGGUCCUCGUCCGGCCCCGAGGCUGCCGGCAGACGAAAGUCUGCACGGGAUCCGCAACGCCCUGCGCCGUUUAGUCGAGACCUCGACGCUCAUCUCUCCACCGGCCGACCAUGGCCCGCCGGAACGACUGCACGUCACGAUAGCAGUGGACCGGCCGACGAAGCCGACGAACGCGACCGCGGCCAUGCCUAUCAUCGUGCUCGGCCACAGCACGUUGGCCCGACUUCAGAGCGUGUUCCAGGACAUGUGUCGACGCACGCUCUCAAUCGCCCUGAUGCCGCUGGCGCCCGCCAUGAUGACGCAGGGCCACACGCUGACGCAGGUCCGGCUGGCACGCUUCCUUCGCGACGUACAGGAGGAGCCACGACUGCCGGCGCUGACCAAAGACCGCUACACGUUUGAGGACUUUCUCGAACUGCUGGCCCUGUCGGCCGGCUGGGACGCCCAAAAGCUGCCGGACGCCAAGGACCUGGACACGUCGCACCCGAUCUCGCACUAUUUUGUCAGCAGUAGCCACAACACGUAUCUGGUGGGCAACCAGCUGUCGUCGGACGCGUCGGUGGACGAGUACCGCAAGGUUCUGGAGCGUAACUGCCGCUGCAUCGAGAUCGACGUGUGGAAUCCGCCGGCCAGAAGCGGCCGAACAGGCGGCCGAGGCAGUGGCCGGACAGCAGCCCAUGACCGGUCCAAGUCGCCGGGCAAACAGCUGCACGGACGGCACACACCGUCGAACUCAGUGGCCACGUCGAUUCAAGAAGGCAUCGACGCGGUGGCGAGCCUGAUCACAGGACGGACGACGCUCAGCCGCAGCCGAGCGUCCAGCACGAGCCAGGCACCGCCAGCCGGAGAGACCAGCACGCAGGAGACUCUGCUGCAGCGGUCGAUGGCGACGACGGCAAUCGAGGACGACGACGCAGCCGUGGCCGACGCAGGCACGACCAUGUCGCGGACGGCCAGCACAGUUCUGACACAGGCGACGACAGACGCCGGCAACACGACGACGACCUCUAUGAGCACAAUGAGCUCCAGCAGCGCCGGCACACCAGAGCCAGAUGAACCGGUGGUGAUGCACGCACACACGCUGGCCAGAAGCGACUGGACGCUGGGAACACAGGUGCCGUUCCGUGACGUGUGUCGAGCAGUGCGCAGCGCCGCGUUUGCCGACAAUGACCUGCCGCUGAUCGUCAGCCUGGAGGUGCACACAAACGCAGCACAGCAGCGCCAGAUGGUCAAGAUCAUGCGCGAGGAAUGGGGCGAUCUGCUGCUAGACCAACAGCUAGACGGCACCGAUCCACGGUUGCGUCUGCCCACACUGGAAGAGCUGAAGCGUAAGAUCCUGGUCAAGGUCAAGAAGCCGGCAGUGGCGACGAGUCUUGCUGGAGGAACAGGGGCAACUAGCGGGACAACAGCAACUACUGCCACCACUACUGCCACUAUCACUACUACUACCACCGCCACCACAGAGGACUCCUUCACUCCUCGGCCAGCCCUACACCACGUCGUCGGCCUGGGCACGUCGCUCUUAGCAGUAGCCAACAACGCCGGCGCAUUGUCGGGCUCCGAGGACGACGAGCCAAACGCGGCGCCAGUCUCGGCUUCCUUACCGCCGAGCUCCAUCACACACGAGCUCGGCAGCCUGGCCGUCUACACAGAGAGCCGGCGGUUCACCAACUUUAGCGAUCGGGCGGCCAAGCUGCCAGGCCACAUCUUUAGCCUCGACGAUACCGUCAUCCAGACCCUGCACGGAAAGCAGCACGAAGAGCUCUUCCAGCACAACAAGAAGUACCUGAUGCGCGCCUAUCCCAACGCCACGAAACACGUCUCCAGCUCGAAUCCGGACCCGGCUCCAUGCUGGCGACGCGGCGUCCAGAUGGUCGCCCUCAACUGGCAGACCCUCGACAAGGCCAUGAUGCUCAACCACGCCAUGUUUGCGGGGUCGCCGGGCUGGGUCCUGAAGCCGCCGGGGUACCAUUCCAGUGGUGGUGCUACUGUUACUGCUGCUACUGCUGCCACUUCUACGACGACCUGUCCUGUGGCUGUUGCUGCUCCCGUCUGCACCAUCGACCUCUACAUCACCAUUUUGGCCGGCCAGCACCUGCCCCUGCCGCCGUCGCUGCUGAAACGCGGCGGACACCGGCUGGACGAGGUCACCGGCAUCGUGAGCGGCCACGCCCGCAAGGACUUCCGGCCCUACGUCCGAGCUGAACUCAACGUCGAGCGCCCCGAUGAGCGCUGUCCCGAGGUGGCCGAUUGCGCCUCGUCGUCUGCUGCUGCUGCUGCCGCCACCACCACGGCCCCGGCUACGUCGACUUUCGCCUCGAUUGCCUCUGUCUUUGGCUCUGCCGCCGUGCCCGAGUUGUCACUGAGGCAGAAGACCGUUCCCGCCCGGACAGACCAGCCCGACUGGGGCUCCCGCGGCUCCGUGAUGCGCUUCAGAAACAUCGCCGGCAUUGUCGAGGCACUCAGCUUCAUUGUAUUCUGUGUCGAGGACGACGGGACCCGGCCGACCGUCUCUCUGGGCCGCAACGACGCCCUCGCUGGCUGGGCCUCCUUCCGGCUGGAUCAGCUGCGGACAGGCUAUCGCUUCAUCAGCCUGAUGGAUGGCCGCGGCAAUCCUACCGAUGGAAAGCUCCUCGUGCUUGUCGAAAAGGUCGUCAAGUAA